Messenger RNA from Pristis pectinata (smalltooth sawfish), 8785 nucleotides. It is a transcript of the gene sidt2, whose product is annotated as SID1 transmembrane family, member 2. Gene Ontology annotation, cellular component: membrane. Lineage: Eukaryota; Metazoa; Chordata; Chondrichthyes; Rhinopristiformes; Pristidae. The transcript has 26 exons. The record is from RefSeq and is a predicted model, not a curated record. The coding region runs from base 1915 to 4488 and encodes 857 amino acids.
CAGCACUCGAGGGACUGAGUUAUAGGGAGAGGUUGGACUUUGCUAGGACCUUUUUCCUUGGAGUGAAGGAGACUGAGGGAUGAUGUUAUCGAGGUGUAUCAAAUCAUGAGGGGCAUCGAUAGGGUGAACGCACUCAGUCUUUUUCCCAUAGUUGGGGAAUCAAGAACUAGAGGGUAUAGGUUUAAGGUGAGAGUGGAAAGAUUUAAUAAAAACUUGAAGGGCAACCUUUUUACACAGAGAGUGGUCCGUAUAUGGAAUGAGCUGCCAGAGGAAGUGGUUGAGGCAGGUACAUUACAACAUUUAAAAGACAUUUGGACAGGUACAUGGAUAGGAAAGGAUUAGAAGGAUAUGGGCAAAAUGUGGGCAAAUGGGACUAGCUUGGAUGGGCAUCUUAGAACAUAGAACAGUACAGCAAAGGAACAGGCCCUUUGGCCCUCAAUGUUGUGCCGAAUUAAUUAAACUAGUAAUUAAGUGCCUAGCUAAACUAAUCCCUUCUGCCUACACAGUGUCCAUAUCCCUCCACUCUCUGCACAUUCAUGGGCCUAUCUAAGAGCCUCUUAAAUGCCUCUAUCGUAUCUGCCUCCACCACCACCCCGGCAGUACAUUCCAGGCACCCACCACUCUCUGUGUAAAAAACUUGCCCCACACAUCUCCUUUGAAUUUUCCCCCUCUCACCUUAAAUGCAUGCCCUCUACUAUUUGACAUUUCGACCCUGGGAAAGAGAUACCAGCUGUCUACUCUAUCCAUGCCUUUCAUAAUCUUAUAAACCUCUAUCAGGUCUCCCCUCAGCCUCUGCUGCUCCAGAGAAAACAACCCAAGUUUGUCCAACCUCUCCUCAGAGCACAUACUCUCUAAUCCAGGCAGCAUCCCGGUAAAUCUCUUCUGCACCCUCGCCAAGGCCUCCACAUCUUUCCUGUGAUGGGGUGACCAGAAAUGAACACAAUACUCCAGAUGCAGCCUCUAACCAGAGUUUUAUAAAGCUGCACAUAUUUUCCUGACUCUUGAACUCAAUGCCUCAACUAAUAAAGGCAAGCAUGCCACUACACCUUAAUAGUUGGCAUGGACCCGUUGGGCUGAAGGGCCUGUUUCCGUGCUGAAUACGAUUAUUGUGUCGGGCUGGGGACACAGCUGCUUGUCCCCGCGUUAGACACCCCCCCCCCCGUUCUUCUUCUCCGUCCACGUGGAAAAGUAGAACAGGGCCUCGGUUUAAAGUUUUAUCUGCGCCUCUGACAAUGCGGCACUCUCCCAGUAGUGCCAGCGUAGUUGUUUUGUGCUGAUGUCUCUGGACAAUAUUUUCAGACACACUGUUAACUAACCGAGUCAGAGCUGACACACUAAACCAAGGAAAAUGCUUCUUAAAAAUGCACUAAAAUCUCCCAUAACGUCUUGCUUUAAAGGAAUUAAACCCAGGGAAAAAAUAAUAGUCCCGCCCCUGCUGCUGGUUGGAACUGAGCUUGGAAGCUGGCUGACGGAUGACGUCAACCCAGCUCAGCAUUUGUUUACACGGGGGCCGCUUGUUGCUGCAGCCUGGAGAUCCGACGUGUGCUCAGCGUUUAGCCGGAGGGAGAGGGCUGGAGAGGCCAUCACCCAGAGGAGAAGAGAGGAGAGACAGGCCGCAAUUAACAAGGCACAGGACUGAAAUUGACCGGGAUCAUUGACUUCCUGGUUAGAACGUAAGGACCAUUGUCUCUGACCGGAGUCUGGACGUGAUUGGUCCAGGCUAAAAUGAUACAUUCUCCGGUCGCUGUAGCAGUUUUCAAUGACUCCUCUACCAGCCGCUGGCAACGUUUUGCUUCGCUAUUCGCGGGACUCCUUCGCUGCUAAUGCUUGAGGACACGGCUCCUCGUCGCCCUGAAGGCUAGGGAAUCUGCCGGGCGGAGGGAGGCAUUGCUUGACCGCCGCCUCCCCAGUGCGAUGCCGGCGGGUAAUUCGGCAUUGCGAGGCGGCAUGAUGCGACGGUCCAGGGGCCAAACACUUUCCCGGUCGGGGUGGACUUUUUUAAUGAAUGUCUUUCUGCUGGGCUCGUUGGUGCCUUCGGAUGUUGGAAGGGGAGUUCUGGGCCAAGAAAUUAUCCAAGUGAAGGGUGCUUUCGACGACGUCUAUCUGGUGGUAGUCAAUAACAGCGUCCAGAACAUAUUUGCUUUCAAUCACACGGUUUCUCGGGACAAGACGGAGGGGGUGCGUGUCCAUGUGAAUGUUCUCUCCGAGCAAGCCAAAAACCCGGUUCUUUUUGUGAUUCGACAGCAGAAAGCGGUGGUCUCCUUUCAGGCACCACUGAUGCUCAGGGGACUGUAUCAGAGGAAAUACAUCUACCAGGAUGUGAGUCGUACACUUUGUCAACCAGAAGUUAAGAGUGAAUUGAAGAUGCAGUACUUCUAUGUGGAUGUCUCAACACUGUCAGAAAAGAAUGCCUCAGUCCAACUCUAUGUGAAACGCAUCGAACACUUUGUCCUAAGAACUGCAGAACCGUUCAGAUUUAAUGCAACACCUUCUCAACCUCAGUACUUCAGGUACAAGUUCUCCGAUGGAGAGGACUCCGUAAUAGUGAAAGUAACCUCAGAUUCGGUGUUUCCUUGCUCUGUGGUCUCUAUUCAGGAUGUCCUGUGUCCUGUCAAUGAUUUGGACAACAAUGUCGCAUUUAGUGGUACCUAUCAAACUAUGACAAAGAAAGCAGCCAUUACUGUACAGCGAAAGGAUUUCCGGAACAGCAGUUUUUAUGUGGUGGUGGUGGUGAAGACUGAGGAUGAGGCGUGUGGUGGUGCACUACCCUUCUACCCACUGAAAGAAGAUGAGCCAAUGGGUUUGGGGAAUCGAACCAAAAUCCUGAAUGUGACUGUGGUGCCAGCUGUGAAUUCUGUGGCCUAUGUUAAAGGGGUGCUCUUCAGUCUGGGGAUUUUCCUGGCAUUUUACCUGCUCACACUGUUGAUUGCGUGUUGGGAGCACAAUAGGCAGCAAAGGAAAAGAGAGAGACUCCUGGGGAAAAAUGUUUCAUCUCCGGAUCAGUGUGCUGGUAGUUACACUUCUCAAAGCCCUGACCUCUACACUGGAAGUUCAGCAUGUCAAAGCUAUGGCUCCUUUGAGAAUGGCUCCGUUCUUGGGUCAGAGGCUGUUACAGACAGCAUGGAGUCUGAUUCUACCUACGGCUAUAUGGAGAGGCCACUGGACAACGUGAUUCGACCUCGCCUCGAUUCUCUCAGCUCCAUCGAAGAGGACGAGUACGACACCCUGGCAGACAUUGACUCCGAUAAAAAUGUCAUCAGAACCAAGAAGUUUCUCUAUGUCUCCGACCUUGCCCGCAAGGACAAGCGAGUUCUCAGCAAAAAAUACAAGAUCUACUUCUGGAACAUUGCAACGAUAGCAGUUUUCUAUGCCCUGCCGGUGAUUCAGCUGGUUAUCACAUAUCAGACGGUUUUCAAUAUCACAGGGAAUCAGGAUAUCUGUUACUACAACUUCUUGUGUGCUCAUCCUUUGGGGGUGCUGAGUGCAUUUAACAACAUCCUGAGUAACCUUGGAUACCUGAUGCUGGGUCUGCUUUUCCUGCUCAUCGUCUUGCAACGUGAGAUUCUACACAAACGAGCCCUGAUGCGGAAUGACAUCUGUGCUCUGGAAUGUGGAAUUCCGAAACACUUUGGAUUAUUUUACGCGAUGGGAACUGCACUCAUGAUGGAAGGUCUCCUCAGUGCCUGUUACCAUGUGUGCCCAAACUACACCAAUUUCCAGUUUGACACCUCCUUCAUGUACAUGAUAGCUGGCCUCUGCAUGCUGAAACUCUACCAGAAGCGCCAUCCAGACAUCAAUGCCAGUGCCUACUCUGCCUAUGCCAGCCUUGCCUUGGUCAUAUUCAUCUCAGUGUUGGGAGUGGUCUUUGGAAAAGAUUACAUUGUAUUCUGGGCAGUUUUCUCCUUUAUUCACAUCCUAGCGACACUUUUGCUCAGUAUACAGCUCUAUUAUGUGGGCCGCUGGAAACUGGAUGCAGGGAUAUGCAGAAGGAUAAUUCAUGUAAUUUACACUGACCACAUCAGACAGUGCAGUGGACCUGCCUACAUAGAUCGGAUGGUGUUGCUGAUCAUGGGGAACAUUGUGAACUGGUCACUAGCUGCGUAUGGGCUUAUUCUAAGACCCAAAGAUUUUGCCUCCUACCUGCUGGCAAUUGGAAUCUGCAACUUGCUGCUAUAUUUUGCUUUUUACAUCAUCAUGAAGUUAAGGAGUGGUGAGCGGAUCAGACCGAUUCCACUGAUUUGCAUUAUCUGUACGGCUGUGGUCUGGGGUUUUGCUCUGUUCUUCUUCUUUCAAGGUCUCAGCACAUGGCAGAAAACUCCUGCCGAGUCCAGAGAGCACAACCGGGAAUGCAUCCUGCUCCAGUUCUUUGAUGAUCAUGACAUUUGGCACUUUUUGUCCUCCAUCGCACUCUUCGGCUCUUUCCUUAUCUUGCUGACCCUGGAUGAAGACCUGGAUGGUGUACCGAGAGACAAGAUCUACGUGUUCUAAGCCCAGGUGGAGCUAAUGUACAGGAGAAGCAACUGCACUGCACACUUGGUGCCUCCAUCAUCUGAGGCUCGUUCCUUUGACUCCAAAGGAAGAGAAACAGGAUUUGCAGGGCAGUUGCGAGCAAGCUCCAGAGGCAGUGGAGCCAGUUGCGACACGUACGCCCAAGGGCUGCCUCGUCUUGCAUUUCAAACAACAAGUUUUUGUUGUUGAUCCUUGCCACAUUGCAUGGACCUUCAGCUCAAGACAGACAGUGUGGUGCUGAGAUGUUGGCUUCUCCAGUGUUGAUUGGUCCCCAAUCUUUUAAUCGUCAUCUGGUUUUACAAUUUUACUUUCAAGAGGCUGCUUGAGUUUGAAGAACUCGACUUUUCUGCACAGAUUUUAGAAUAAAGUCAGGCUGUGGCGGCAAAAGUGGAAACUAUCACUGACUAAAAGCAAAAUAGCCUUUUUGUGUUUCGUCACUGCCUUGCUAAUGGAAAGCCACAAAGAAAAAGUGUUUGUCUAUUGGUAUAUUGGUCUAGGUGGUGGAUUGACAUUGUAUCCUGCCUGUCGGAGGUCAAGAAUCGAGUAUAACGAAUCGAGUGUAACCCAAAGAUUGAUCGUAGCUUAUUUUUCUUUGAGUUCUGGUGACCAAUCUGUGGGGCACCAUUGGCUUUGGAAACUUUGGUGAAACUUGUAGCCAGUGCAUUGGUUUAGCCACAACGUAGACAGUGGAGAAAGUGGAACUGGGAUCAGAAAAGCCAACUUGCAAAAAUAGUGGCAGAGAUGAAUCCUUUGUUGAUUGCAGUGACCACAGGAAAAGUUGAAGUCUCAAUAUGGGAUCUAGCACAAAACUGGCGCUAAUUCCUGAAUCUUGUCAAAGGGGAUAAUGAAAUAAUGAUUAACAUAAUCUUUAGUUGGUGCUUUUCUAUGCUGAUGGUUUAGAAUUGAAGUUGGGUUGCGCUGUACUGGAAACUCUACAUUCAGUUAGCACAGACUGCAGGGGCACACGCACAGAUUAUAUCUGAUUCCUGCGCGAUGUGCAGACGAGUCCUAAAAACUGAUCCCUGGUUGGUAGUUCUACAGAACUGAAUUUCGGGGUAGGGUAUAAUAUGCUGCUGUACUGUGUGUCGUGACAUUGCUGCAGAUUGGGGUUGAAUUUCCAGGCAAUUUUACUUUUGCUUGGAAAUAUUCUCUCCCCCUCCUUCAUGUUAUACUGUGAACCAGUUGAAGAAUUUUUCCCAAAGGAUCAGUUUUUAGGACUGUGUGUUUUGCAUUGUAAGCUCCUUUAUAGUUUGCAUCAGGGUUUAAAUUUUGCCUACAGCUUUUGUGCUGAGUUGGUGUUAAUCCAUGAUUUGUCAUUGUGGUCUAUUUAAUGUCCUCAGGUUUAGGGAAGCUCAGCCUCUGCGAAAAUUAACCUAUCUGGGAGAUGGCCACAUGGGUCAGUAAUGAUAUCACAUAGUGGGCAUCUCCAGUGUAUUCCAUACAUUAGACCCUCAACACUUGAUGUCUGUGCCCCCACUCACAAAGGCUUCUCUUUGUAGCUGUUUGGCAUUCAUGGCUAUACAGUAAUGGCAGGUGUGUGUCUGAUAAUUGCAUGGGUGGAGUCACAACCCACAGGGAUCACUUCAAAUAAAGGCAGUGACAUUAAUGACAAUUUUGAAGAAUUCACUGGUUAGAAAUGUAAUCUAGGGCUCCAUGAUGUUUGAGAUGUGUAAUUUCUGUUUUAAUAUUUGCAAUUAUUCUUUGUGGGACAGGUGAUAUGAUUUUUGCAUGAAAUCCCACAACUGUCAACAUUUACAGGAUGUACAGUAUAAUUUACCAACCAAAGAAACGAGUGUUUAAUGCCUGAGACAGACAAAUGCCAUUUUCUGCAGUAGGAUCUCUUACAGCAACGUACUUGCUCUAUUUAUAGCACACCAUUGUACACCACACCGUUUGUGUAUACAAAAUUCGUAGGUAUGGAGUGUUAGAGAAGGAUCCUUUACAAAGUCCCUGUGUUGUUUAUCAAGACAGGAAUAACAGUUAACCCCCGCCCCCCCCCCCAUUAAUUGAUUAGCCAAAACUCAACUUUUAAAAAGAAGUAAACAGUAUUUGCUGACAUAAAUGGAAUGUCACUGCAUAAAAUCUCCGUCCUGUGGUUAGGGUUGGAAUUAUAAUGUGCCUAAAUUUCUAGCAGAAAAUUCUGAUCUUGGCUGGCUCAGGAAAUUGUUCAAGUUUAUUUUUUUAAGAAAAAAACCAGUUAAUUAAACUGGAAACUUUUUUUUUGGUACUUCAUAGUUGCAGAUGCUUGUAGUGAGAUCAUUUCAUAGACAUCAUAGGUGGAGAGUUAGGAGAAGGGGGCACUAAAUGGAAGAGGGUGGAUCUGUGGAUCACAAGGUGCAUCUUAGUGAGACUAAAUCUCUGGAAGUGUUGGCAAUGGGAGUGGGUGGCUGCUACCACUAGGUAGCGCCAGUGAACCUUCGGCUGAGCAAAAGGUAGCUGGUUGUAAGUCUACUUCCCUCAAUUGUAUAGCUCAUUCAUCCAGAUGAACAUCAGAAAUAAAGUGAUUAUUUUGCUGUUAAAAUGGUUUAAGUUGGAAAGAGCAAAAUUGGAAACAAUCAAUACAGGCAGUCAGCAUGAGAUCAAAUAGCAAUUCAGAAAAAUCUCGUGUGGAAAUGUGAACGCGCGUCGUCUGAUGAGGGGUCUCAGUCCAAAACGUCGACUGUUCGUUUCCCUCCAUAGAUGCUGCCUGACUUGCUGAGUUCGUUUAGCAUUUUGUGUGUGGUGUGGAAAUGCGAAGCUUGCCUCCAUUGGGAAGGAGCUGAGGUGAGUGGCACUGCUGUACUGAAGAGUGAAGAGAGAGCUGGGAAUACAGGCUUGUACUGAUUUAACUUGAAACAAGUAAUCACUGGGUUGGGCUAGUCGCAUCGAUUGCCGUGUUUUUGUGCUGUACGCUCUGUAGAGUUAUAUCAACCUUGUUACUUUCAGAUGGGUUGUUAGUCAGCUGCUUGGGAACAAACUGUGUUAGCCAAUCUUAAAAUUUCACUGGCCAAAUCCCACCCAAUGGUGUCCAUGUUAUUGGGCUGUAGAAAGGGCAAAUAGUGGGCAAAUGCUGCACCUCAGCCUGGGUUUAGUUCACAUUGUCCACCUAUUGUACAUCACCAUUCAUACACAAGGAUGCAGGGCAACACAGGCGAAUUCUCACCUCAGAAAGACUCUGUGCAAAACUCUAGCCAUAGCAAGCAGUGACACUUUAAAAUUGUGGUUUUGUUCUUACCUCAUUUGGUGAAAUCUGAGGCUAAUGUUCAUUCUUUCGAGAGUUAGAAUGUGUUCACUAGGUUGAGACAGACUGUUGAGCAUCCAAGACGUGUUUGCAUCAAUGUGAAUGUGGCACUGUAACUACACCCACUCUGAACAUCAAGGUCACCAAACAGCCAUUGCUCAGCCUUACCUACAACCAUUACUUUGCCAACAGGGGACGAGAGAUGAGGAUCUUGUCCAUCUUAUUAUCCCAUUUAAUUUACGAUGCACAAAACUUCAGGAUAAUGUAUGGUUUGGCUUUUACCAUGUAUAGUCUAAUAAACCUGGGAAUAUGACAAUGGUGUUCCAUGUUACCCUUCUUAAACAGAAAGGACAAUAUCCAGGUUUAUUUAUAAAACAGAGUUCAAAUCCAUCUGAGGGAAAACUGCUAAGGAUCACUCCUUCAGCAAAGGUGAAAAUUGUUGUGAACAGGUAUUUUAUAUUCUACCUAUUUCAAAGCAAUUCAGUUGUCCAACCAUAUGGUGAAUUUAUGGAUGGUUGCUAUUGUUGUAUGUCACAGCAGAGUGUGUGUGUGUGUGUGUGUCUGACUCAUCAGUGGUGGGGGCAUUAAACUAUUAUUAGGGUGAUGGGAGUCAAGGCACAGCUUUGUACUGUACUAUAUUGUUCAAUUCCAGGGUGCUUUUCAAACAGAUUUCUCAAAGUGGAGAUAUUUGAAACUCUUUCAACAAGGCAAUUAAUGAUAUGAAACAAUGAAUCCUGAUAGUUAAAAAUUACAGAUGCUUCUUAACUGAGAAACCGUCCAUAGAUAGUUCUGACUGUGUUAACUGUGAUCAGGUUUGUGCACAACUGUCUUCGAUCUUUCUGCCCUUUUUAAGCCUUGAAGGCAAAAGGUUGAGGGGUUCAUUUUGUUUACAAAACACAAAGAAUGAUCAUGCCUUUGUGGAGAAGUGGCUCAGAUUUUCAGCCAUUACUAAAAUUUGUCCAAUUCAUUUACUGUCAAUUUUACUACUUGCUGUGCUGCAUUGUUUCAGUAAAGCAUAUAAUGUCACAAAAUCGUUACAAUAAAACUUGAAGCCUA